UUUCAACAGUUUUGAGCUUUGGAGCAAACAAACACGAAAUCCUACGUUCCUCGGAUCCGUUCCCACUGCUCUGAUCUCUCUCUGUGAUGUUGAGUCCUCAAUAGGACACUGUAAAAGCGAAAACGAAACAAGUGAUUGUGCGUGACAUGAACUUUCGAAGGGAGAAUCGUGCAUCGAGAACAUCUCUCUUCGACGGGCUUGAUGGACUCGAGGAAGGUCGCUUGAGAGCUUCCUCUUCCUACUCUCAUGAUACCACCGAACGCGACAAUGACGAAGCCCUCGAAAGUCUUCAGGACAGAGUUUCCUUUCUUAAGAGGGUGACUGGAGACAUACAUGAGGAAGUUGAGAGUCAUAACCGCAUGCUUGACAAAGUGGGUAACAAAAUGGACUCGGCCCGGGGAAUAAUGUCAGGAACUAUCAACCGUUUCAAGUUGGUCUUUGAGAAGAAGUCGAAUCGAAAAAAUUGCAAACUCAUUGCGUAUUUUGUGCUCCUGUUCUUGGUCAUGUAUUACCUUAUUAGACUAUUAAACUACAUCAGAGGGUGAAAUUGGAUGCAAGAAGAAAGUAUAUUGUUUACAUCAAUACUCGUUUCGUUUCAUUUGUGGGUUUCUUCUCAUGAAUGAUUCAGGCAACUGGCAAAGGGACCCAUGUUAAUAACAAGGUCAAGAAAGAGAUUGUUGUCAAGCGACUAGUGAACCGAAAGAGAAGGGUAGAUAGAUGCAUGUUUUUUUGGUCCCAAGUACAAUUGUCUCAUUACCAUUUCGUAUGAUCUUUAUGAAUUGCCAACUA
Molecule: messenger RNA, 789 nt
Organism: Raphanus sativus (radish)
Lineage: Eukaryota; Viridiplantae; Streptophyta; Magnoliopsida; Brassicales; Brassicaceae
Product: bet1-like SNARE 1-2
Exons: 6
Coding region: 147-545 (132 amino acids)
Source: RefSeq, a predicted model, not a curated record